Messenger RNA from Lolium rigidum, 1780 nucleotides. RefSeq names its product alanine aminotransferase 2. Gene Ontology annotation, biological process: biosynthetic process. The coding region runs from base 121 to 1569 and encodes 482 amino acids. The record is from RefSeq and is a predicted model, not a curated record. The transcript has 15 exons. Gene Ontology annotation, molecular function: pyridoxal phosphate binding; L-alanine:2-oxoglutarate transaminase activity. Lineage: Eukaryota; Viridiplantae; Streptophyta; Magnoliopsida; Poales; Poaceae.
UCCGAGAUUUCCCCGACUCGCCACGAAACCGCAGAAAGACAAAGACGGACAGCAACCACUGCGAGAGGCGUAAUACUAGUGCUCGCUUCUCCGCUCCUUCCACCUUGACUUGAUCUCGCCAUGGCCGCCACCGUCGCCGUGGAGAACCUGAACCCCAAGGUUUUGAAAUGUGAGUAUGCAGUCCGUGGAGAGAUUGUCAUCCAUGCUCAGCGCUUGCAGCAACAGCUACAGACUCAACCAGGAUCUCUACCUUUUGAUGAGAUCCUGUAUUGCAACAUUGGAAACCCACAGUCUCUUGGUCAGCAGCCAGUUACAUUCUUCAGGGAGGUUCUUGCGCUUUGUGAUCACCCAUACCUGUUGCAAAGAGAUGAAAUCAAAUCAUUGUUCAGUGCUGAUUCUAUUUCUCGGGCAAAGCAGAUUCUUGCCUCGAUUCCUGGAAAAGCAACAGGGGCAUACAGUCAUAGCCAGGGUAUCAAAGGACUUCGUGAUACAAUUGCUGCUGGGAUCACCUCACGAGAUGGAUUCCCUGCUAAUGCAGAUGACAUCUUUCUUACAGAUGGAGCAAGUCCGGGGGUGCACUUGAUGAUGCAGUUACUGAUAAGGAAUGAGAAAGAUGGCAUUCUUGUUCCUAUUCCUCAGUAUCCCUUGUACUCGGCCUCCAUAGCUCUUCAUGGCGGAGCUCUCGUCCCAUAUUAUCUCAAUGAAUCGACAGGCUGGGGUUUGGAAAUCUCCGAUGUUAAGAAGCAACUAGAAGAUGCUCGGUCAAAAGGCAUCGAUGUUAGGGCUUUGGUGGUUAUCAAUCCAGGAAAUCCAACUGGACAGGUUCUUGCUGAGGAAAACCAAUAUGACAUAGUGAAGUUCUGCAAAAAUGAGGGUCUUGUUCUUCUGGCUGAUGAGGUAUACCAAGAGAAUAUCUAUGUUGACAAUAAGAAAUUUCAUUCUUUCAAGAAGAUAGUGAGAUCCUUGGGCUAUGGCGAGGAAGAUCUCCCUCUAGUAUCAUAUCAAUCUGUUUCUAAGGGAUAUUAUGGAGAGUGUGGUAAAAGAGGAGGUUACAUGGAGAUUACUGGCUUCAGUGCUCCGGUGAGAGAGCAGAUAUACAAGAUAGCAUCAGUGAACUUAUGUUCCAAUAUCUCUGGCCAGAUCCUUGCUAGUCUCGUCAUGAACCCACCAAAGGCUGGGGAUGAAUCAUUUGCUUCAUACAAGGCAGAAAAAGAUGGGAUCAUCGCGUCUUUAACUCGUCGUGCAAAGUCACUGGAGGAUGCAUUCAAUAAACUUGAUGGAAUUACAUGCAACGAAGCUGAAGGAGCAAUGUACCUCUUCCCUCAGCUUAGUCUCCCACAGAAGGCAAUUCAGGCUGCGAAAGCUGCUAACAAAGCGCCUGAUGCAUUCUAUGCUCUUCGUCUCCUCGAGUCAACUGGAAUUGUUGUUGUCCCUGGAUCUGGGUUUGGCCAGGUUCCUGGCACAUGGCACUUCAGAUGCACAAUCCUUCCUCAGGAGGAGAAGAUCCCGGCAAUCAUCUCUCGCUUCAAGGUGUUCCAUGAGGCCUUCAUGGCGGAGUACCACGACUAAACUGCUCUUGUGCUGUACCAUACAGGACCUUCAUGGAUUUUAUUAUAUAGUCAUUUCGCCCUCUUGACAGCAGCAUCCUGUAGAAUAAACAAAAUAAAGCUAAGCCAUGGCGUCCUUUUUGUGUGUGAUAAAUAUGAGUUAACUGAAACAGAGGCCAGUCUGAUGCUUUUGAUGGCAAAUUGGCAACUGAGGAAAGUUUUAUUUCCCUUCU